AUCAAUGUCACAAUAUUUCGACUAUGAUUUAUCUAUGCGUCAGCAACCCAAACAUUCCAGGAUGUGUGGUGUUGGUUCAAAAGCAGAUAGAAGACCGAUAGAUCCCCCACCGAUAGUCCAGCUUAAAGUUUAUUCUAAUCACCAAAAUUUUAAAUCUAGACAGGAUUUAUCUUUUAAUCACUUUCAAUCCCCUUACUUUUUCGUUUAUUGUUCAUUAGCUGGAGAAGAUUCUGAUGAAGAGCUGCACAUUUUGUCAGAAACUAAAACUAGAUAUACAACUGGCAACGUAACAUCUUCCAUUUAUUGUUUGAGAGAUUUGGAUUUAACCGAAGUUUUGGUCGCUGUCUUCCCUGACGUUAGCGUUAGAGUUGAAGGUAGAUUUAGACUGAAGUUUAGCUUGUUCGAAAUUCAAAACAAAACCUAUCACAGAAAAAGCUUAUUUAGUGACCCAUUCACUGUAUUCUCAGCUAAAAGAUUCCCUGGUAUGGAUCAAUCUACUGAGCUCUCACAAUGCCUCGCCAAUCAGGGUCUUAAAAUACGUAUAAGGAGAGAUAAUAGAAGAGACAGAAGAAAGUCAUCAAAAAGGUAUUUCGACGAUGAAGAAGAAGCAGGUACUUCUACUAAUCUCAAUGUACCUUCAAUCAUACCUCAACAAGCUCAACAGUUACAUAAUCACACCCAACCGGCAUCAAACUUUAAACGUCCUUUAGCGCCGCUUCCAAGUAGGAUCACGAAUAUACCUGACCAACCGCAUGAAUUCAGUCAAUCAACUCUUACUCGACCUUUACAGAGUUUUCCAUUCGAAUCAUCAUCUUUUAGAAAUUUACAAACACCAUCGAUCGUUAUACCACCUUACCAGAGUCAACGGAUACAUUCAAGCCCAGUCAUAUACACUAGAUCAGACACAAGUGCUAAUGACCGUGAAGUUCCGCCAGCUCGACCCACACUUCCUAGUAGGCAAUCAUUCACACAGCCAACUUCUGUCGCUGCCACUAUGAGCAUAUCACCACCAUCACCACAAGAUUCAGCUCCACGUAUACAACUCCCUCCAAUACGCGAUUUAAUUCAGCCACCUAGUACAUUCAAUCCUUCUAAUUUUAAGCCACCUAAUCAAAGGUAA
Messenger RNA from Wallemia mellicola CBS 633.66, 1120 nucleotides. RefSeq lists its product as hypothetical. The transcript has 4 exons. Lineage: Eukaryota; Fungi; Basidiomycota; Wallemiomycetes; Wallemiales; Wallemiaceae. Bases 5 to 1120 code for a protein of 371 amino acids. The record is from RefSeq and is a predicted model, not a curated record.